CAAACAUCGACUGCGGAUCCCAACUGCACGUGGGUCUCUUAAGCUAAACAAUAAGCGUUUUUGUGCAUACAAUGGGGAAAACAAGAAGAAAUAAAACGAGAUUUGCUUUAAAAGUUAAUCCAAUUGGUCUGGAGGCCAACGAAGUGGAUGAUUUUCUGAAUGCUUGCGACGAGUAUGAGACUUCCGGCGUUGGACCUAUAGAAUCCAUUAGGGAUCAGCUACAAAAUGUCAAUAUCGAGGAGAAGCUAAACGGGCUGCAAUCUCUUGCAGUUUUAACAGCAAGCAAAGAUAAGGUGACGGCUAUUUGUCAAAGCGACGUCGUGCGUAUAGCUGCUCCCCUAUUAUGCGAGAAGGACGACUCUGUACGUAACGCCUGUGCUGGGGCUUUAAGAAAUCUUUCGGUGAAUGGAACCGAAGUGUGUGACUUCCUUGUUGAGCAGGACGUUCUCACACCCCUACUUGCUUUACUGUCCGAAUAUGCUCAGAAUAAUGAUUGGAAGCCCAGCUUUGAUGCAAAUAUGUGCAAUCAGAUGGACCUGCAGUCGGAUGUAUUUCUGCAAGCCAUAAAUUUGCUAUGGAAUUUGUGUGAAAGCACCUCAAUUGCUGUGGAAACGUUCAACCAAAGCAAACUUCUGGAAAGUUUCAUUAGAUGUUUAGACUUCAACGUCUAUGGUAUUGAAAUAGCAAUUUCAGUUGCUCAAUGUCUGUUAGUUGUAACUGAAAAUAAUCCGAAAACAUGGCACAUUCUUAACCAAUAUGUGGCCAAUUUUUUGUGUCUGCUUUCUCUAAGUGGUGACUUCGGUCAUGCUUAUCUACGUACAAUGGCUGCGGGUAUUAUAAGUAAUGCUCCUGCAUUAGCUGCAUCGUAUGCUGGGACAAUACUUCAAGCUUUGAAUGAGGUUUUGGACACAAAUCAUAAGAUAGCUCUUUCUGGAAUAAGUGGUUUGUGUAACGAGAACUCUGAAAAGGACACGCCCGAGUUGGAAAUAAAAAUGGAUACACAGGAUGAUGAAACUGAAGAGGCCGCAGCAAACCGCCGAAGACGCCAAGAACUGCCAACCGAGGCAGACAUUGCUGUACGAAAUGUUGGAUACUUGUUGGAUGCGCAACGUGUGGCUGCCGAGAUCAUAACGAAUUUGUGCUCUCCGGAUGAUGAAGAAUGGUCUGACAUGGAGGAUGACGAUGCUUCUGAAAAUGAAAGCAUUGUUGAUUACGAAUCAAAACAGAGCAAUGGCAGUAGCACCAACCUCCAUGAAGGUGAUAAAUUGCCGACCGAAGUUACAGAAGCUAUUAAGUCGCUUGCAUUGGUGGAAAAGAUGUGGCAACGAUCACAGCCUUUGGAAAACACACUGGCCCAACAAUUAAUGGAGUCAAAUAUUGGCCUCCUUAUGAAGGCUAAGAAUUUGCGUAUUUCAUCCCUUUUAUGCCUGCAGAAUUUAUGCAACUGUCUAAGUGCUGAAGAUUUGGGAGGUCACAAUGCCAUUUAUAAUGUUUGGGUAGAAUUAGGCCAGCAAGUGUUUAAAGGACCCAAGGAUCCAGCAGUUAUGGAACCAUCGACUUCACUGAUGCGAGCAUCUUUAGAGCAUUUGAAAACGAAAAAAGAACUGUUUAGUCAAAUGACUCAAAAUGAUUUAGAACUAAUUCUUAAUGGUGUUAAAAAUUGCAGUAUGCCAGAGAUCCGUGCAAACUGGCUACGCAUGUUGGGUACUUUAGGAUGUUUGCUGAACGAGGCACUCGUGCGUGUUAUUAUCUCCUUUAUUGUGGAAACGUGUUCUAAUGAAGAGGAUGUAUGGACAAUUUCUGAAGCUCUUGACGCCCUAAUGGAUAUGUUCUCCGACAAUGAUUGGCAUCAAAUUUUGUUAGAUCUCAGCUUGCCUAUUGUUAUUAAGGACUUGGAGAAAAGAUUCAAAACCAAAGUGCGCUCUCAACGAAAGGAACUAAAGGAUCGUUAUCCCGCUGUGCAGACCGUUGUUACCAAUUUAUCCCGUUUUACAAAGUAUAUUGAAAAGGAAGCUGUAAAAUAUGCGAAUGGCUCAAGAUGUACCUAAUAAAAAUAUGUCAGGCAUAUACGUAUGUCCAUGUAUAAGCUAAGUCAUUAUCCCUACAAACACAAACUUUAUACAUACAUAAUAUUUGAUAAUCUUGAUACGAAACGUAUUAAUAAAUUUUAUGUUUGUAAAACUGUAAA
Molecule: messenger RNA, 2188 nt
Organism: Musca domestica (house fly)
Lineage: Eukaryota; Metazoa; Arthropoda; Insecta; Diptera; Muscidae
Product: HEAT repeat-containing protein 3
Exons: 7
Coding region: 72-2048 (658 amino acids)
Biological process (GO): protein import into nucleus; ribosomal large subunit biogenesis
Source: RefSeq, a predicted model, not a curated record